GAGACAUGUCGCUCCUCUUCGAUCCGGGGUUUGUUAUCCUUCGGGAGGACCAAAGUGUGAAACUCUUCAACAUAAUUCUCGUUAUGUCUCAAGUAUUCGGAGGGCUCGCCGUUCUUCUGGUUACCAUUUGGAUGAGCAAGUUUGAAAGUGGAUUCGCAUGGAAUGAGGAUCCUGAUAAGGAAUUCAACUAUCAUCCGACUUUUAUGAUUAUGGGAAUGGUUUUCCUUUUUGGAGAGGCUCUUCUCGUUUAUCGUGUAUUCCGUAAUGAAAGAAAGAAAUUCAGUAAAACUCUUCAUGUUAUUCUUCAUUCGUGUGUUCUUGUCUUCAUGCUUAUGGCACUUAAAGCAGUUUUUGACUACCAUAACCUUCACAAGGAUCCAUCUGGAAAUCCAGCACCAAUUGUCAAUUUGGUUUCUUUACAUUCAUGGAUUGGCCUAUCCGUUGUCAUUCUCUACUUUGCACAAUACAUCGUCGGAUUCAUCACCUACUUCUUCCCGGGAAUGCCAAUUCCGAUUCGUCAACUCGUUAUGCCAUUCCAUCAAAUGUUCGGUGUGCUCAUCUUCAUUUUUGUCUCGAUUACUGUAGCCAUGGGAAUUUCGGAAAGAGCAGCAUGGAAGCAUACUUGCUGGACUAAAGAAGGUCAAAUGUGUGCUCAACAAGCAACAUCUUCAUUCGUCGGAGUCUUCACUUUCCUAUACACUGUCUGUGUUCUCCUUCUUGUAUUGAAUCCACGUUGGAAGCGUCAAUCACUUCCUGAAGAAGAAGGACUUCAUCAUUUGACUUCCAGUCAUUCCAUGUCUGAUUAAUUGUCUUCUGGGUGUCGAAAAAUCUAAAAUUUUCAUUUUUUCGAAUAAUUUUUUAAUGUCUGUUUAGUUUUUUGAACAUUUUGUUUUCGGAAAAUCGAAAAUUUUUCGACGACACCCUUGCUCCCAGUGACCAGGAAUGGGUGGCGAUUCUACAAAAUUACCUAUUGCACCAUGUUGUUCCAACAUUUUCAUCAAAAAUUUGUGUCGCACUAUAGAGAAUCACAUGAUUUAUCUGGAAUUUACAAUAAUUUCAUCUAAAAACUGAUAAAAAAUGGCCUAAAAGUUGCCAAUUGCCGGAAAACAAAACUCGUUAAUUCGGUAAUCCGCAAUCGAGAAUUUUCAGGCCCUUUUUGGUAACUUUUUAGCAGAAAUUAUUGUUUUUUUUAGAUAAUGUUGGAAAAACAUGGCGCAAUAAGUAAUUUUUGUAGAAUUGUCGCCUAUCCUUGCCCCGUUGUCCCAUAUCCCCCGUAUUUAUUUAUUUCUACAAUUUUACGAUCUCAUCUCUCCAUGUUCACUAAUUGCCUAAUCAAAUUUCUAUCUGAAUGCAUCGAGCCUAUAUAAAUUCAGAAAUAAAUAUUUAUGCACCUGUU
Messenger RNA from Caenorhabditis elegans, 1396 nucleotides. It is a transcript of the gene F55H2.5, whose product is annotated as Putative transmembrane ascorbate-dependent reductase CYB561 homolog. NCBI's taxonomy places the organism in Eukaryota, Metazoa, Nematoda, Chromadorea, Rhabditida, Rhabditidae. Gene Ontology annotation, cellular component: membrane. The transcript is spliced from 2 exons. Gene Ontology annotation, molecular function: oxidoreductase activity. Bases 6 to 806 code for a protein of 266 amino acids. The record is from RefSeq and is marked reviewed.